GGGCCUGGAAGGGGCGGGGUGGGUUGCGACAGUAGUUUAAUUACGUGCCUGGGAAUUGCAGCCAUUCGGACUUUGGCAUUCGAUUGCAUGCUUAAAAAUCAAAAAACGUGUCUCCGGCGUAGAGUGGGGCUGGUGGGGGUAAGGCGGGGCACCGCGCCGAAGCCCUGGGCCCGCGCGCCUCCUCCCUGGGCGUCUUCUUGGCCAAAGCCUGGGCCCGCACAACAUGGCGGCGUCCGGAGUCCGAAGCUGUGGCCUCUCGGGGCUGCUGCCCGCGCAGACCUCGCUCGAGUACGCCCUGCUCGACGCCGUCACCCAGCGGGAGAAGGACGACCUGGUCUACCAGUACCUGCAGAAGGUGGACGGCUGGGAGCAAGACCUGUCGGUGCCCGAGUUUCCGGAAGGGUUAGAAUGGCUGAACACAGAAGAGCCUAUUUCUGUCUACAAGGACCUACGUGGAAAAGUGGUCAUCCUUGAUUUCUUCAGCUACUGCUGCAUAAACUGUAUCCACCUGUUGCCUGAUCUCCAUGAGUUAGAACACACAUACUCUGAUAAAGAUGGUCUCCUGAUUGUUGGUGUUCACUCAGCUAAGUUUCCAAAUGAAAAAGUCCUGGACAACAUUACAAGUGCAGUUCUCCGAUACAAUAUCACCCACCCUGUGGUUAAUGAUGCAGAUGCCAGCCUUUGGCAAGACCUAGAGGUGUCCUGCUGGCCAACACUGGUCAUUCUUGGACCCCGUGGAAACAUGUUGUUUUCUUUGAUUGGAGAAGGACACAAAGAAAAAUUAUUUUUGUAUACUUCAAUAGCUUUAAAGUAUUACAAAGACAGGGGACAGAUCAGAGAUAAUAAAAUUGGAAUAAAACUCUACAAAGAUUCUCUGCCACCUUCACCACUGCUGUUUCCUGGCAAAGUAACUGUAGACCAUGCUACUAAUAGACUGGUAAUAGCAGAUACUGGACACCAUAGGAUUUUGGUCAUUUGGAAAAAUGGACAAAUUCAGUACAGUAUUGGAGGACCUAACCCUGGAAGAAAAGAUGGACUGUUUUCAGAGUCAACUUUUAACUCUCCACAGGGUGUAGCCAUGAUGGAUAAUGUCAUAUAUGUGGCAGACACUGAAAACCACCUUAUAAGAAAGAUUGACCUAGAAGCUGAGAGGGUGAGCACUGUAGCCGGCAUUGGAGUUCAAGGUACAGAUAAAGAAGGAGGAGCAAAAGGAGAACAACAACCCAUUUGCUCCCCUUGGGAUGUUGCUUUUGGAACAUCAGGUUCAGAGGUCAAGAGAAAUAACAUCUUGUGGAUAGCCAUGGCAGGAAUCCAUCAGAUAUGGGCACUCCUGCUGGAUUCCAGCAAGCUGCCAAAGAAGAAUGAGCUAAAAAAAGGAACCUGUCUUCGGUUUGCUGGCAGCGGAAAUGAAGAAAAUCGAAACAAUGCAUAUCCUCACAAGGCAGGUUUUGCCCAACCCUCAGGUCUGUCUCUGGCCUCUGAAGAUCCCUGGAACUGCCUGUUUGUAGCUGACAGCGAGAGCAGCACUGUGAGAACUGUCUCCCUGAAAGACGGAGCAGUGAAGCAUCUCAUUGGAGGAGAAAGAGAUCCCAUGAAUUUAUUUGCUUUUGGUGAUGUUGAUGGAGUAGGCAUCGAUGCAAAGCUUCAACACCCACUUGGAGUAGCGUGGGACAAGAAGAGGAAUUUGCUUUACGUGGCAGACUCCUACAAUCACAAGAUUAAAGUUGUGGAUCCAAAAACAAAAAACUGUACAACAUUAGCAGGCACUGGAAACACGAAUAAUGUUACUAGUUCCAGUUUUACUGAGUCGACUUUUAAUGAACCAGGAGGCUUGUGUGUUGGAGAAAAUGGCCGAUUAUUAUAUGUAGCGGACACCAACAAUCAUCAAAUUAAAGUGAUGGAUUUAGAAACAAAAACAAUUUCUGUGCUGCCCGUCUUCAAAUCUGAAAACGCUGUGGUAGAUGGCCCAUUGCGCCUAGAAAAACCAAAGUCAGUACCCAAACUACCGAAAUCUGCCCCAAGCAUCAGGCUUUCCCCAGUGACUGUUUGUCCUGGUCAGACUCUUCAGUUCAAACUCGGACUGGACCUCCCAUCAGGAACGAAGCUAACUGAUGGAGUACCCAGUUGUUGGUUUCUAACUGCUGAAGGGAAGAAAGCUGGCCAUGCAUGCAGUACUCAGGUGGAUGGGGCUGGCCCUGCGGACAGAAGAGUACUGAAUCCCUGGCCACCCGCGGCCCUCCGUGGGCUCAUAGCAGGCAAUGAGUGGCUUCUUCAAGGACAGAUACCAUCUGGAGACAUAGAGAACAUUUCCAGCCAACCAACAAUUUCACUGCAAAUUCCUGGCAAUUGCUUGUCACUUGAAGUAGUUCUAUCUAUCAGCGUGUUUCUUUAUUACUGUAGUGCAGACAGCAGUGCUUGCAUGAUGAAGGGAAUUUUAUUCAGUCAGCUCUUACGGAUAACAGAGACACAAGCAGGUUGCAUCGCUCCAGUGGAGCUCAAGCAUGCAUUUUAGCCAGUCAGCCAGCAGCUGCUUGCCAUAUCCCCCAUUCUUCAUCCCCACCUUCACUGUAACUUAGGAAAAAACUGUUUCUGCCCUGGAUCCCAAGAUGGAUAUUGCUCACUUCUAGCAACUUAACUUAAAAUAAAGCUAUGUUCCUUAUUUACUUUUUAUUAUAAAGAAUUCCUUCAUUCUAGCUCUGCUAUCUAAAUCAUUGACCAUCAUUCAAACCAUGACAGUAUAAUCUGUGCUGCUCUUUGUUACAAGACUUUAGUCCACACUGUAGUAGAAAAUACUACCAUAAGAUAAUUUGCAGUGAAUACUGAAAAUACCAGGCAUUUUAGCUAACUUUAAAAAACCUUUUUAAAUAGCAUUCAGCAUAUUUGAAUAUGUAAAUUUCACAGUAACUUUACACAGACUUAAGCUCCAGUUCAUAUUUUUGUAUUAGGACACCUGCCAUUCAAGCCAUUAGGUCUAUUUUAAGCCAAAAAAACUAAAAAAAAUUUUAAAAAGUGUUUUCAUUACAGUAGAAACUUAAGAGUAUGUGAGUGGCUACAUAUCUUUAUUUUCUUCUGUGAUAUUCUCAGUUGAGAUAUUUUUAACAGAGUUUCAAUUUAUUUUAUUAUAAAUUAUUUGUUGUUUUAACAUAGCACUAUUAAUGCCUUAUAUCUUUAUAUAGAAAAAGCUGAACGUAGAUUCUCUAGGGGGAUGGAGACCUACUCCUUUGACGUGUUUGGUGGUGGUAGUGGUAUACUGGUAGUGAUGGUAUUGGUAUUUUCCUUUGAAUGAACACAUUCUUAUCAGAUAAUGACGGGUCCCCAGAAAUAAUAUGACUUUCAAAGAGAAAAGACUUAACACACAUUACUGUCUGUGAUAAAGGAAUUAUUGUGGUAACUGAAUCUGAUAGAAACAGGUAUGUAUGUUAUUUUAGAAAUUUACAUUUCACUUGAAAGUAUCAAAUGAAGAUUUGUUGGGUUUGGGGGUUUCUUUGGUACCUGUAUUCAGAAUUUAAAUUAUGAUCAUUCAUUGUGAUGUUUUAAAAAUCAGAUUUGAGCCUUCAAAUUGAAAUUUUCAAUGUAAAAUACUACAUAUAGUUAACAAGUUCAGUAGACUCUAAUAUACUACUCUAAAAUAUUAGGACCGAAACAUGGAAUGAAUCGUUUACACAGUUUUUUGGGUUUUGCUUUUCUAACCCAAAGGAAACAGUCACUGAGUAUUAGCAGGUCUGUAAAAUUUAUUAUCAUAAUUUAUCUUAUUUUUUUUUGAGACAGUGAGUGUUUCUUUUAAGUUUCCCCACCUUGGUUGGGACUUGGAGCCCGCUGAGCCUUCCUCUUGCCUUAGCCUUCCCGAGUGAUGGGAUUACAGGCAUGCACCACCCUCCCACUUCAUAAUUUAACUUGUAAUUAUUUAAAAGUCUAUCCUUGUUUUUCCUAAAACUUAUGCAAUAAGUUUGUAAUUUAAUCAGCUUAGAUUUUUAAAACAUCAGGUGAACCAUGUUUAUUUAAAAUAUUUAUAAGACAAUAUGGCAUAAUACGCUUCCCCUCCUUGAGAAACAGUGGUAAAUUUAAAGUGUAAUCUUAAACACCAUUGUCUGUCCACUUCUUUAUAUUUUUUCGAAAUACAGUUUUGAAAUAUUAUUUGCUUAUCUUAUUUAUAAGGUUAGCAGAAUUUCUGAAGUAAGAGAGUAUAGAUUAUGACUAAAAUUUAAUUAGCACGCUAAAGCUAUUUUUAAAUAGAAGUAUAAAUGUAAAAUGGAAAGGAAUCCUGUUUAAAAUUAUACAUAAUUACCUCAUAAACCUACUCCCUCUACAACCAAUCAAAAUAAUAAUAUUCUGUAAUAAAAUGAUGUAUAACAUUGAUGUUCUCUUUUGUGGAGAAUAGGCCUUUUUAAUCUCAUUUGACACUGUACUUCUCAUUUCCAGUUGGACAGGAUGAGAAUAUUUCGGGCCAGUCAUUUCCUGUUUGAGUACAUAAACAGUUCACCAUCUAAAAGAAGAAUAUACAGUUUUAACUUGCUGAUGCAGAAAUAAUUGAUAAUUUAUCUUUCAGUGUAAUACACAGAUAUGCACACAGUAUGUAUUAUAUAGUUUCAUAUACAUUAAAAUCCCAAACUACUUUUUAGUAUGCAUUAAUUUUCCCUUUGUCUAGGUUCAUUUUAGGUUAGUCUUAAACUAAUACUUUUCUUGAUUUUUCAAAGUACAGUUUUAUUGAACAUUCUUAUCCACUGCCAGUUUGCAUUCUUUUACAUUAAAAAUAUUCUUUAUAAUGAAUUAGUAUGAUUUUGAAUAAACCACCCAAGAAAUAUGAAUAAGUUCUUAGAAUUUAUGACAAUAUAAACUUCUUACAUAAGAGGAAGCACUAGAAGUUUAUUUUAAAAACUUCUUGAUCCAUAUCUGCCUUCUGUUUUCUAUAGGACUUCUUAAUGUUUUUUACUUUUGCUUUUCUUGCUGCAUAAAUUAUAUCCAGUGAUAGUUUAAAGAGUAAAAUUAAAGUGCCGGCAAGGUGGCAUUACACAAAUUUUAACGUAUAAUACCUGGAAUCUUUUCCCUAAAUCAUUCUAUUUUGUCCCUGUUUUUCCUCCUCCAUGAGAUCAGUUCACAAACAAUAAGCUUUUUAAAAAUUUAUGCUCAGGAUUGCUAUGAUCUUUGUAAAGAAUUUUGCUUAUCUUAAAUACUCUGUCAAGCAAAUAUUUAUAUUUAACCUAUUUGCAAGAGAAAAUCUUGGCAGUUUUAAUCACCCAUAACUAUAACUUUAAUAAAGUAUAAUGACUAUGAAAAACAAGUUUCUCCUUAACUGUCCUAAUAAUAUAUUAUUUAUAGUAUGACCAGGCCUUCCAAAGGUUGUAAAUCUUAACAAAGCCAAAUAGAGUUUAACCCAUGUGAAUGAGUUUAUGUGUAUAUGUUUAUAUGUGCUGGUGUAUGUGUUUAUGUACACAGAUAAAAAGUUCAAGAAAUAAAUACAUUUCUUUUAUGGCCAGCCUUCUUUUGAGCCAGUACCACCGAGAUAAGUCGAUCUUUGCUUAUUUUUCCAAAAUUGGAAAAUUUAAGAAGAUAAUAAAAACACUUAUCUAUAAUAUAUUAAUUUUGCACCUACUCAAAAUUUAUUAGUUUAUAUAUGCCAAUUAUAAAGACGUUAUGGUGUUUAAGAACAGUCAUUAGGUGCUACAGGUAUAGGUCAGUGGUAGAGUACACAUACACAAGGCCCUGGGUUCAGUCCCCAUCAAAGACUACAUUUCAGGGCCAGGGAUUUAGCUCAGUGGUUCCGCCGCCUGCCUCACAACCACAAGGUCCCAAGUUCGAUCCCUGGUACCAAAAAAAAAAAAAAUUCAUAGUUCAUAAUUACAUAAAAUUAUUUGCUGGGGAAUAUAUUAAUAGUGGUUCUGGAUGAUGAGACUUUGGAGUUUUUAUUUUUCUUUUAUGUAUUUUUUUCAAUCAUGAGCAUUUUAUUUCUAAAACCAGAAAAAGAAAAUUAUAAAAAGUUUUUUAAAGAUUUAAAAUUACAUUAAAAGCACUAACAUAUAAUAACUUUACUAAAAUCACUUUUAUUACCAAAGAUCAGAAUAUAUUUUGGAGUCCUUUGGUCUACCAGUUCUCGUUAUUCAAGUAUGUGAUUUGGUAAAGCUAAAAAUAAUUAUGCCCCCUUUUUUUCUUUUUUUUGUAGUAUAAUAGUACGAUGGUUAAGCACAUGGACUUUGUGGUUAACUCAGUUCUAACCCUAUAAAAUGGGGCCAGUCUACUGCCUCAUGGAGUUGCUGUAUUUAAUAAAAUAUUAUUCACUGAGCAUGUAGUAAUUAACGACAUAACUACCUAACAGCUUAAGUAAUAAUGGUAAUAAUUUGUGGCCACAGGCUUGCAGGGCUUGACAUUUCCUUUGCAAUUGCACUUUCUAAAAGAAAACAUUUCUCUACCAACUAUUUGAUGGUAGUAUUCUGUGUAGAGUUGGGGUUUAAGAAGAGAAAGAUACUUUUAUAAUAAAACACAUUGUUAUUCUAUAAACUGUUGUAAAGAAGCAUACCUACAGUUGUAUAAAAUUUUUUAAAAGCCCUUCUAGAACUAUGAGUAACAGACUUGCUUCAAAGACCGUUUAGUCACACUUGUAUUCACCUUAAACCACAGUCUACAACGUGUGCUCAACAGCUUGCACCCAAAUAGCAUCUUGGGGUUUUUGGUACUGAGCAUUGAACUCGGGACUUUGCGCUUGCAAGGCAGGCACCAGUACCACUGAGCUAAAUCCCCGAUCCCCAAAUAGUGUCUUAACCGAAAAGAUUCACUGUGAUGGUGCUUUAUAGGAUCUCCAAAGUGCUUUCCUAGGUACUGCCUAAAUCGAGCUUCAGAUUACCCUUGUAAUCCAGACAGGUAGCUGUUGUGUCCACUGUGGGAGUGAGGACACAGCUUUAGAGUGGGUGGCAUGUCUGGAGAUCAGAGAGCUCCCAGGAUGAGGCUGAUGCCCAGAGCAGGGCCUGGAGCCAGUAGAUACUUAGUGCUGACAAGUGACUGAAGGGUGGGAAGUGAAUGUCAAGUUGCUCAUCAGGCAGUGUCUUAAUUCCUGGUUCUACUACAAAAUACAGAGUAGAAAGUCUGCUAAAGGAAGAGUUCUACUAUAGACAUUUUAAGCCUUCAAAUAAAGGAAUAAGAGUACUAGCCCUAUUCAUUGAGGUCUUACUAUUUUGCCAGUGCUUUGUGUGUGUUAACUCAUUUCAUCUUCACACAGCCUCACGAGUGAGGUAUCAUGUUCCCUUAGUUGACUGAUGAGCAAGCUGAACAGAGCAGUAAACAUAAUCAAGGUCACACAUUUAGGCAGUGGCAGAGCUGUUAUGUGAGUCUGCUCAUCUACUUGCUGUAUUGCCUCUCAGAGUCCUUUUUCUUUUAAACAUAAAUCUUUCAUAGUUUUAUGUAGUUAACUCUUCAAAGAACCCAAAAGUUAUAACUUUUCAUUAUAUAUUCUCAUUCAGGCCUUGGAAUUGUCUGUAUAGUUGUUUCCCAAAAGAUUUUGUGUACCACUCUCCCUUCAUUUCAGAUAUGCACAGUUUUUCUUAGCAAGUGGAUGUAAUAAAGGAACUCCUGUGUUCCAUCCUUGCUGUUUCAGUUGAUCUUCAUUGGCACUUGAGACUUUGUUGUAAAGAACAACUAAAUUCUAAGCAUAAGACUGUCUCAAAUCGUGAGUUUAUUCCUGUCUAAGAAAAUUUUGUUUCAUUAGCUAAAGGAAGCUUAGAAAUAUAAAGUCUUCUGCUUUCUUCCAGCAUAAAUAAUGCUGGUAUGUAGACCACCCUACAGUAAAGUUUCUGCCAGGGUCAAGCAAUUAUUCCAGCAUUAGAUACUAUUAAAAGGAAUGAGGCAAAAUCGUGCAUACCGGUGAUUAUGACUCAUGAUUGUCCUUAACAGAAUGCAAACAUCUUUUCAUUAUUAGUUUGCUAGUUAAGCAGUAGUGUGGUGCAGUAAGGAAUUUAUCGAUUUUGUUAUAAAAUCCCAUUCUAAAAUUCAUAAGGAAAUGUACUUAAGAAAUUGAUAGUAGUGUCACACUUUAAAAGUAAUCACCCAAAUUGCUUUUCCACCUGUUGCACAUAGUUUAUUUAAAUGAAGAAUUAGCACUAGUCUUAAGUCUCUGUUUUGUCCUGUAUAAUUCAAAGUUUGCUUUUCUUCCAUUUCUUCACAAUAGGGUAACAGAAAGAAUAAUAUUAAAAGUUAGAGACUUGAAUAAUUACCUGUUAAGUAUUCUGUGACUAACAAACGCUGGCUUUUGCAUAUAGUGGACCUGCAUCUGAGACUGGCUGCCUGGCUUUCCAGUGGGCAAGUCUGAAUGGAGAGCCUGGGUAAAGAGGCAGCUCUCCUCAGCUUUCCUGAUACAACCCUUCUGUUUUGUAGUGUGCUGGUUUUUUGGUUUAGUCACUCAAAGGUUAGAGUUGAAGAGUUAAAGCCCUAGGCACUUGUGGAAUGUUUGCCUAGUCUAGUUAUUCAUCGUUUGGUGUGUCCCUCUUCCUCCCUGGCUUGUGGCUGUCAAGUAUACCAAAGGAUAUUUUGUUCUGUUGAAAGCCUCAGGAGUAAAAGGAAAGUGUUGCAAGCAUUCCCAAACAUACUUCCACCUGUCCAGUGGUGGUGAACCUGUGGCACACCACAGCAGGCUGUUUGUUAUCAUUGAAGGCUCUAAGAGGUUCGCCAUCACUGACAUCAGUGUUAAAUUAAAAAGCACUAACCAAGCACAAGUGAGCCCUAAACAGCCUUAUGAGUUUCUUCCUCUUUAAGCAGCAAUUUAAAGGCCUGGUCAUGAAAUAGAGAGUUAAGGAAAAUUGUCAGAUAUAUAUUUUUAAACAGUGAAAAUGUAAAGGGUAGUGUGAACAAACAUAGUUUACUCCCUUUUAAUUUUAAUGUCCUUGGUUACAUAUUUCCAUAUGAAAGUGAAAAGAGAACUAUGCUAAGGAGUAGAGAAGAAAAUCAGCUCUGAUUUAAAUAUGACCAGUUUAAACAGAAUUUUUGUUAUUUCCUUUACCAAAUUUGUGCUGUGCUCAUGAGAAAUAUAUAGUGAAGUAAACAAGACAAACCAUUAGUUGAUCGAUUAUGCUUACGAACAGUAAAAAUAGACAAGUCCCUCAUUGCCAUGUAACUUCUAUUUUUAAAAUUUGUAGUCAUUAUCCUUAGUUCUACCAGAAACACUAGCCAGUUUUGUUUGUAUUGAGUUGAAGGUAUUGCUCAUGAAUGCCUGAUACUUAUCAUUGCAGUUUACCUCCAAAAAUUAAACUGUCACUUCCUCUCCUCACCUCAGGGUUCCCUCUUUAAAAACUAGUAGUUUCUCCAAAAGUUUUGGUGAGUUACAUAAGCAACCAUAGACAAUGAAAGAAUGAUUUUGUAGAAUAAUUUUUUUCUAGAAUUCCUAAUCAGUUUUCAGAGAGGGAGAACAAUACCCUGUGUGACUUCAAAUUAAUUUUCUCUACUUUGAGGUGUAACUUCCUGAUUAUAUUUUACAAAGCCUAUUAUUUUAAAAAAAGUUUAAAAGCCUCUUGCUAGGAUGUAUCGAGAGCCAGUUUAUAAAGCUUGUUAUUGCUGCCUCAACUUUACAUGUGAGUUGUAGACAGAAUCAAAGUUUGCUGUGUAAUUGAGAUUCACCUAUAUUUCAAAUUACAACAUUUCAUAAAUAUAUGUCACAUUAUAGAGAUGGAGACUCUUCCUGAUCUUUUGUGUGAAUAAUUUGUGGUUUUAUUUCUGAAACUAGAGUUGAUCUGUGCUGAUUUCAUACCUAUCAUUCCAAAGAUCUGAUUAUAUUUAUUUUCUUUGGUAAUUAAAAAUGCAAUGAAAAUCUAAUUUCAAAGUCAGAUAUUGAUAUUUCUAGACAUGGUCUAGUUCUAUAAGAAUUUACUUGUGAAUUUUAAGUAUUUGAUGUAGAUAGAUUAAUAUAUUUUCAUAGAACACUUUUUCUAAACUUAUUUCAGGACUGUAUUAGUCGCUUUUUUCAGGUGUAUGUGGUAACUGUUUGGAAUGAGAGUGCAGUGCCUUCACCAACUCAAAAAUGAUGUAAUACAUGUGAUAUCAUAGAAGGCGAAUGUGUUUAUACUGUACAUGGAAACCUAAUGCCUCUUUUCUAAAGCUUUGUACUUUUUCCAUGAAAUAAAUAUUUUCUCCUGAAGCCAUA
This is a messenger RNA of Heterocephalus glaber (naked mole-rat), 10117 nucleotides long. RefSeq names its product NHL repeat containing 2 (gene Nhlrc2). NCBI's taxonomy places the organism in Eukaryota, Metazoa, Chordata, Mammalia, Rodentia, Bathyergidae. Gene Ontology annotation, molecular function: protein binding. The record is from RefSeq and is a predicted model, not a curated record.